Molecule: messenger RNA, 2049 nt
Organism: Durusdinium trenchii
Lineage: Eukaryota; Dinophyceae; Suessiales; Symbiodiniaceae
Source: the annotation of a GenBank genome assembly
AUGGACCGGAGCAAUGCUGCUCAUGUCAGCUGGCCAUAUGCACUGCAUUGCUUGACAGAGUUGGGAUCUUGCCGCCAGAAUGACGCCGACAUUUACAGCUGGAAUGCAAUCCUAAGUGCUUGUGACAAGGCUCAGCACUGGCGCCAAGCAGCUGAGUUGUGUGCAACGGCGGUCCGCAUAUCAUUGCAACCUGAUGUGGCAAGUUGCAGCGCACUGAUUCGUUCCACUGGACGGCGGCGGCUGUGGCAAGAAUCUCUUGUAUCGGUGACAAGGUUCUUGACGGCAAGACAUAAGCUGAACAGAAUCGUGUACAAUGCAGCACUAAGUUCUACUCUCAAGUGGAGUUUCUGCAUCAAUGGCUUCGAGCAUUCCUCAGUAAAGAUCCAGCCUGAUGUGAUCUCAUUCAAUGCUGUCAUCACCGCAUGUGACAGAUCAGAGAUGUGGUGCAUGGCCUUGUUUGUUUUCAGCAGGUGCUGCACCCUGUCAGUGGAGACAAGUUUGGUUUCCCUUGGCGCCUUGCUCUCCACAUGUCAAAGCUGCAGCCGCUGGUUCGUUUCAACAAGCCUCAUGAAUUCACCUAAGGCAUUCCGCAGCAAUGUCCUGUGCAAUUCCAUCACGACUUCCUUUUUACACGGGAGCGUUUGGCACCGGGCAUUCUGUUUAGUCGAUUCACACUUGUGCGAACCAGACCUGGUUUCUGUGAAUACCAUCAUGGCCGGAAGCACCGAAGCCCGGUGGCAGCUUGUCCUGGAGGUUGCUGAGAAAUUGACCGCUUGUGCAUGCAGAACUUGGGAUUCGAUCACGUAUAAUUCUGCUUUAAAUUCUUGGCAGAGUAGCUGGGAGGUGGGACUUGAUUUGAUUGAGGACUUGAGUGCCAAAGGAUUGCAGGCAAGCACUUUCACAAUCUCAGGAGGGACAUCUCUAUGUGGAAAGUCUGCGCGGUGGCAAGUUGCCGCUGCCUUACAGAGAAACAUCCAGUUGUGGAAGUUGGAGGCGAAUGUGCUGACUUGCAAUGCAGUGUUGAGUGCAAGCGGUCACCAGUGGUUGAGGGCUCUUGAGGUGCUUUUCGGGUCUUUUGCAGUGGCAAUUCCCAUGAGCCAGGCGUCUUGUGGAUCUGUGAUUCAAGCAAUCAGCGCUUGCGAGAUGGGACGUUGGAGUCGGGCUUUAACCUUUCUCAAGGUUUGCACGUCCAAGCGCUUGGAGCUGGGCGAAGUCACAUCAAACACGUUGCUCAAAGCUCUGGGUACUGGUCAUGCAUGGCGCUGUGCAAGUACUUUGUUUCGACAGCUUGUUUGCAGAGCUUUGGAUCCAGACCCGUUGAGCUUCACUGCUUUCUCCGGCGCUUGCAUGGAAGCCACCAAGUGGAUGCAGACCUUGGGUAUUUUGGGCGAGGUUCGCGAACGGCCAGUGGAAUUCUACCAGCGAAUGCUGAGGUUGGUGGAUGGAACAUUGGAGCAUGACUUGUGCUUUCCAGGUAAAGUCAAGCGCUCCACGCAUUGCUAUGGCAUGGAGUUUACCUGGCACUUGGUGUUUGGCGAGGACUACGAGACCCCUCUUCGACAGGAUGACCAGAGGCUUCCCUUGCCACUUCGACUCAAGUUUGGGAAUGAGUUCAUCCGGAGUCGCCAUGCUGAGGUUGUGCUGAAUCCCAGCACUCCCAAAAAGAUUGUCGAAGAAGUGAAUUAUGAUCAGAUGACAGUGGUGGUUGCGUCAGGAUAUUUUGACCCCCUGCACUACGGCCACAUCGAGUAUCUCGAAAGAUCACGGGACUUGGGCGACAAGCUCCUGGUGAUUGUAAACAAUGACAUUCAGGCGGCAGACAAGAAAGGUCAGCCAUUUAUGCCUGCUCGUGAGCGAGUCAAAUUGGACCAGACUGUCCGACGAACCCUGAGAAUAUUACACCCAGAUGUAUUCACAAACGGCAGUUUUCUCAGCCUUCGGGCGGAGACAUCAAAAACGAAGAUGUACCAGAGGCCGAUAUUUGCCGUGAGCUCGGCAUCAAGCUCGUCGAUGGCCUUGGAGAGAAAGUUCAAUCAUCGUCCUGGCUGA